CAUGGUCACUCAGCAGUCAUCAGAGCAAUCGCUGCCGGGCAAAAGCGCGAUGGCGUUCUCCAGCAGCAAAACCACUCGUCUCCUCGUGCUCCUGCAGAUCGCUCUGUUCGUCAUGUCCGCGCUGAUCAUGCCGCGCUCCGUCUGCCAUGGAGCCCGAAGCGUUGGGCUAGGUUCCAUUGGUUACGACCCUUUUGAUCCAAACCGUCCUGUGUGCCUUGCUGGGCGGUGCCCAGUUCCUGGCAAACCCUACGGCCGUGGUGGUGGUGGCGAUCCCUACGAGAACCGCCCUGGUCAUGGUGGUGGCGGGCCUGGUAGCUACUAUCCUGACAAACCCGCUAUACCUUCUUACGGAGAAACCUCAAAUCCUUGAUUGCACGUAAUACUCGUAUGGCACGGUAAAGAAAAUGUUGGCAACUCAACUACUAGUACAUCUGACGAGACGGAUAUAUGAUAGUACAAUCUUGGAUCCAUGAACAACUAUAUAUGUCAGCUACAAUAUAAGCGGAAUAACACCGUGUAUCGUCUCAUGUACUUGUCUUUAAUACUGUACACGAAUAAAACUGAGUCCGAUGGUCGGCAGUGGCAUGAAUACGAAUGGCAUGCAGCACUUAUAUGUUC
Sorghum bicolor (sorghum) is the source of this 618-nucleotide messenger RNA. RefSeq lists its product as uncharacterized. Lineage: Eukaryota; Viridiplantae; Streptophyta; Magnoliopsida; Poales; Poaceae. Bases 2 to 370 code for a protein of 122 amino acids. The record is from RefSeq and is a predicted model, not a curated record. The transcript has 2 exons.